AUGGAUAGUGUUCGAUUACGUGCGAUUAUUUUGAACUUACAAGAUCGUUUAAGUAAUGACGAUCGAAAACGUCUUCAUUUUUAUCUUGGUAAUGAUGUUCCACGACGUAUUCGAGACGAUCCAACACUCGAUGGAACUCUCGAUCUAAUGGAUUCACUUUUCGAUCAAGAUAACAUUAAUGAACACGAUUUUAGUUACUUAAUCGAAGCCUUCGAUCACAUUCGUUGUUUUGAUGCUGCUAAAUUACUAAAGAACAUUUGA
Messenger RNA from Adineta ricciae, 261 nucleotides. NCBI's taxonomy places the organism in Eukaryota, Metazoa, Rotifera, Eurotatoria, Adinetida, Adinetidae. The record is from the annotation of a GenBank genome assembly.